Molecule: messenger RNA, 2120 nt
Organism: Salarias fasciatus (jewelled blenny)
Lineage: Eukaryota; Metazoa; Chordata; Actinopteri; Blenniiformes; Blenniidae
Product: zinc finger protein 391-like
Exons: 3
Coding region: 37-1467 (476 amino acids)
Biological process (GO): regulation of transcription by RNA polymerase II
Cellular component (GO): nucleus
Molecular function (GO): DNA-binding transcription factor activity, RNA polymerase II-specific
Source: RefSeq, a predicted model, not a curated record
CCGACAGCUGCAGCGUUGUGGAGUCUCUCAGAGGAAAUGUUUCCUCUCCAAACAGCGACAAUGACUUCAGUUCAGACUUUGAGAGAGUUUAUUAACGAGCGACUGACUGCUGAUGCUGGAGAAAUCUUCACCGUGUUUGAACAAACUAUCGUCCAGUACAAAGAGGAGCUUGACCGACAGAACAGGCUGCUGGAAAUCAUCUUUAAACCUCCGAAGAAGUUCCACAGAACAGAGAGUCCACAGCAACACGUCGGUAAGCACAAGACGAGCUCCAUUCAGGAGCAGGAGGAACAUGAAGCUCCACACAUUAAACAGGAGGAGGAUAUCAUUGAGGUGACUGUUACUGAGGGUGAAAAUGACGAUUCCCUGGACUCUGUGAGAGACUUGACCACCCAGAGACUAACUGCUGCUGCUGUGGAAAUCUUCGCCGUGUUUGAGCAAACUAUUGUCCAGUACAAGAAGGAUAUUGCCCGUCAGAACAGACUGCUGGAAAUCACCCUGAAACCUCAAAUCAAGUUACACAGAACAGAACUUCAACAGGAUCAUGACUGGAGAAAAGAUCAGGUCUUUAAACAGGAAUCAAGCUACGAUCUAGAGCAAGGAGAACCAGAACCUCCACAGAUCAAAGAGGAGCAAGAAGAAUCACAAUGUCUACAGUUUAAAGAGGAGUAUGAGGAGCCAGCACCUCCACAAAUCAAAGAGGAGCAAGAAGAACCAGGACUUCUACAGUGUGAAGAAGACCACGUGAAACCAGAACCUCCACAUAUCAGAGAGGAACAACAAGAACCAAGUCAAAGUUACAACCAACAGGAUAAGUUGUUGGUCCAUAUGGGAACUCACACAAGUGACAAGCCAUAUUCUUGUCAAACAUGUGGUAAACAUUUCAUUCUCCAGAGUACUUUGCUGAUCCACAUGAAAAUUCACUCAGCUGAGAAACUGUAUUCUUGUCAAACAUGUGGGAAAAGUUUCACCAUGCGGAGUCAUUUUUUGGACCAUUUGAAGACUCACACAGGUGAAAAGCCGUAUUCUUGUAUAACAUGUGGGAAGAGUUUCAGUCAACACAGUCAUCUGUUGCGCCAUGUGAGAACUCACUCAGGUGAGAAGCCGUACCCUUGUGAAACAUGUGGCAAACGUUUCUGUCGACCGAGUAAUUUGUUGGCCCACAUGAGAACUCACACUGGCGAGAAGCCGUAUUCUUGUGAAAUAUGUGGGGAACAUUUCAGUCGAAAGAGUAAUUUGUUGGUCCAUGUGAGAACUCACACAGGUGAGAAGCCGUAUUCUUGUGAAGCAUGUGGCAAAAGUUUCAGUCAACGAAGUGUUUUUUUCUACCACUUGAGAACUCACACAGGUGAGAAGCCAUAUUCUUGUGAAACGUGUGGGAAACGUUUCUGUCGCAAGAGUUAUUUGAUGCGCCAUGUUAAAAUUCACACAGCUGAAAAGCUGUUUUCUUUCGGAACGUGGGAUUAGAUUUUCUUGUGGUAGCUCAUUGUUGCACCACGUCAAUUCUUACAAAGAGACAAAAUCGUGACUCAAAGGGAAGCAUCAUCCGUCCAUUUUCAGGAGCCCCCAGGCACUUCGGAAAACCCUGCAGCCUGCUACACUGGUGAAAUGCAUUGUUUUUUUGUGUCUUGCAGUCUGUUUUCAAUGUUUGAAUAAUAUGAUUAUAUGAUAAUUGAUUUGAAACUACUGUUAAUUCUUUUUUAAUGUACUAAACAGCCUUCCUCUAUCUGAGAUGUUAACUAUCCAUCAGCAUGGCAGGGCUCUGUGUUCUCCACAUCAACUUGUCUUACAAUUCCUAGGUCAAGAGACAGUGGGGUGAUCGUUUCUUUGCUGUCGCUGCCUUCAGGCUGAGAAACAAUACCCCCACCCCCACCCCCCACCCCAAUUUGUGCCACCACUGAUCUUGGCCUUUUUGAAAUGAAGUUGAAGACCCACCUUUUGUAUGUUUUAUGUACUGUCUUGUUUCAUGGUUUUGUUAUAAAGCACUUUGGGUUUCUUUGGGUUUUCGUAAAGACUCUGUUAAUAAAAUUUGAUUUAUUUAUUGAUUGAGAUAAAGGGGCAGAGGAGACGAUUGACACAGAAAAUUUUGAUUUUGUUCUGUAUGGUUUGAUCUGUUUUUU